Drosophila arizonae is the source of this 2953-nucleotide messenger RNA. RefSeq names its product F-box and leucine-rich repeat protein 6 (gene Fbl6). Lineage: Eukaryota; Metazoa; Arthropoda; Insecta; Diptera; Drosophilidae. Gene Ontology annotation, cellular component: SCF ubiquitin ligase complex. Gene Ontology annotation, molecular function: protein binding. The record is from RefSeq and is a predicted model, not a curated record.
GUAAACUAAUCUAUCGAUGUCGUGUAUCGAUACGACAACAACAUCGCUGCUCUCGUUUCUACGUCGUUGCAGUUGAUUAAAAUAAGUUUUCAUUGAAUCGGCAUGUUUAAUAUGCUUAAAUCGUUGUCAAUACCAUGAUUAACAAGUGUUUAGUGCCUCUAGUGCUUGGCAAAAAUGUAAAUGCUUAAGUUUUCAUAGCAAAACACAUAAAAAUUUCCAUGAACGCCAACCGAAAAAAUCUCUUCCGAAUCGAACAAAUUCAAACUAACACAUAGUGCCGCACUGUUCACACCGGAGCGCUGUUAUAGUACCGCAGUGAGUGCAAGUGAAGCAAACAGUCGUAUACGAAGAUAACAUACAUUUGUGUACCUACCUCUCUUCAAGUGAAAAUCCGUGCUGAAAUGAGUGAAACGACGGAAAACACCACGGAGUCGACGGCCACAAAUGAUGUCGCAAAGAGCGAGGAGCAGCAAGUGAAAGCGGCUGACAUAAAAGAAUCCAAAGAUAACGAUGCAGAUGCAACAGCCAUGGACACGGAUGCGGAUGCGAAUGCGGAUGCAAAUGCGAAUGCGGAUGCUGAUGGGGAUAAUGUGCAGGCACAAAGCGAGCAAUGCUUAAGCGUGAAGCCUAUUAAUUCUUCAGUAACCACAGUGGAUAUCAAUACGUUAACGCCGUCGACACCCUCACAGACGCCGCCACAGCUGCUGGCAGCUGAAACAAGUGCAACAACAACAGCAUCGGCUGCUUCAAGUGAGGCGACUGCUGCAACAGCCAUACCAGAGAAUAUAUUAUCGCCGCCCAAGUCGGAGACACAAACGGAUGAAACGAAUACGGCCACAUCGACCUCUUGCUCUCCAGCCUCAGAGGGUCAGAGGUCGCCCAUAGCAGAAGCUGAACUACAGCAGAAACCAGAUAAGCCAGCACCAAAAGCUGAGGAACCGGAAAAGGCAACCACAGUUAAUGGCACCAUACCAAAGUCGGGCAAACCGCUGGUAACGGCGCUCAACAAGAAACUAAACAAGUCAGCCACCACAUCGCCUCGAGCAUCACGUGCGCGCAAGCCGAAAGCUCUGCCCAUGUACGAAAGCGAAAUCAGUGACCAUAAAGUUGGCAUCAAGCUGUGCAUUAAGAAAUCGGAUGCAGCUGCUGGCGGGACGGAGCUGCCAGCUGCAGGUGCAAUCGCAACUCCAGUAGCACCUUCACCGAAAUCCGCAGCGUCAACGGCCAAAACUGCACGCAAACGGGUACGUAAACCGAAGCAACAGGAUAGCGACGAGAGCGAAUACGAGCCACGUAAAAAGAAGGCCGGCGGUGGCAGUAGCAAUAACAGCGAGCGUCAAAAGCGAAUAGCAAAUGCGGCAGCUACAGAAGCAGAUGCCGAGCCAGUUGAGCAGAGUCCCUGGGGUCAUGACUUGCCCGAAGAAGUGCUCUUUCAUAUCUUUGAACACGUGGUCGAUAAGGAGGGUUGCUUGCCCACGCUCUUUCGCCUCGGGCGUGUCUGCUCGUUGUGGAGACAGGUUUCGCUUAGACCCACGCUGUGGCGCACAAUGGACUUGACCACCUGGAUCAAGGAGAAAUAUCGGACGGAGCUCAAACUAAAAUGGUUUGUGGAUAACCGAUGCAGUGCGUGCACUGAACUUAAUGUUUCCAAUUGGAAAAUAUCGGAUAUCAACUGUUUUCUGGUCAAGUUGUCAAAUGGGUGUCCCAAUCUGACGGGCAUUACGUUAUCUGGCUGGAAGGGUUUCACAUCAGAUCAUUUAACAUAUCUGGUCGAUAAUAUGCAAAAGCUUCAACGCAUAGACUUGAGCUCAAUCAAUGUCGAGAUGAAUGCUAGCAAGAGCGCUGUGGGCGUUAAUUCACUUUGCAAUGCGUUGCAGACCAUGGGCAGUCGCUUGACUCACCUUUACUUGGCACACAAUCGUCUGGCGGGCAUACCCAAUAUUGUCGGCGUUCUAGCGACGCACUGUCCAAACUUGGAGCUCUUAGAUCUCUCAAAUGUGACCACUCAGGCUACAUCGCACGGCGUGCUAUACAUAGAAAAGCUGCAGCAUGGGUGUCAAAAACUGAAAGUUCUGCGCGUUACCAAUUCACACAUUACGCCGAGUCCAGCCAGCAUGCAGGAAAUUAUGGAUUCGCCGGGCUUUCCCAAUCUCGAGGAGCUUUCAGUGGCUGCGUUGACUGAUGAAUCUCGUAUCAUCAGUGAUGAUCAUUUGCAGCGCAUCUUGAAGAGUAGUUCCAAAUUGAAGCUGCUCGACGUACGCAAUUGCACACGACUAACACACGAGAGCCUAAUACGUUUGCCAGCCUGGGACAUUAAGCAUUUAUUUCUUUCGGGCUGCUCGGUGACACGUGACAUGGGAUCGGGUCUGGAACUCAUUGCGUCAAAGUGGGCGCAUAGUCUCAUUGAACUGGAUUUGGCCUGGGCAAAUGUACAGCAGCCCAUAGAUAAUGCACUGCGUGCCCUGGCUGAAAAGGGCAAAGAAUCGCCAUUGGCCCACUUGAAUCUGUGCGGCUCUUCUGUAUCCGAGGAGGCGGUAAAGGAAAUACUCACGAAUUGUGUGCACAUGAGCUCAAUUAAUUUGGCAUCGUGUCGCGGCUUGCCACGCGGCGUUAAGCGCCUUAUGCAGGGACCACAGGAGUUGCACGAACUGCGCGAGGUACUCGGCGUACAGCUGAAAGUGCAGUAGAGACUAUAACUAGAAUGUACAACAAUUUCUCCUUCAAUUGUUAGUAACAAUUGAAAUUGUUAUGCAUUCUGUUACAAUUAGGAAAAACGACAGAGAGAGAGAGAGAGUAACGAAAGCGUUAAGUGUUUGUGGUUUCUGUUUUCCACUAUAUAUGCAAUAGUCGAAAAUCGCUUCGUAUCUUCCAACUUCAUGCUUCAAUUUGUUUUCUAGGCCCGCGCACCUUUGUGUUUUGUAAAUGCAAUAUAUAUGUAUUCAUUAAUUAAUUG